AUGGAGUAUGGAUCGGGAUCCAAGCGGAAACACACAACACUAUCAUUGACGGACAAAUUAAAAAUGAUCGAAGAAGCAGUGUCGGGAGGAAUGUCCCAUGAACAGAUCGGCAUGAAGUAUGGAGUUGGAAAGUCAUCUUUCAGCAGGUUCAUCAAAAAUAAAACGGCGAUCCAGAUUGCAGUGGAGAAAUAUAGAGAAUAUGGAGCGGAGAAGCGGAGUACUCUGAAGGAACAGCAUUUCCCGUUGAUGGAGGAAGCAUUGUUUAUUUGGAUUUUGCAGCAAAGGGAAGUGAAUAUCAUUGUUCCGGUGGAUAUCAUGCGGACAAAAGCAGAUUCUCUAUUCAAAGCAUUUCAGGAACAUGAUUGCUACACGGAAAGUACGUUUCUCGCUUCCAACGGCUGGGCUCGUCGAUUCAAGGAACGCUUUGGCUUGCGAAUGGCGGAUGAAAGAGCAGCUUCUGGUCGGAAACUCAACCGAACCAGAUAUACAUUCAUGCCCUGUGCUAAUCUUGACGGUUCCCUAAAACUCAAGCUGAUGUUUAUCGAAAAAUCGGAAAAUCCUCGAGUUCUCCGACGCGGGGUAAAUAAAGAGUUACCAGUUUCGUACUUUUCCUCGAAAAAAGCAUGGAUGACACGCAUAUUGUCCCGAAAAUGGUUUGAGGAAGAAUUUGUACCAGCUGUAAGAAAGUUCUGUCAAGAAAAAAGUCUUGAGCCAAAAGCGCUAUUGGUUUUGGACAAUUGUUCGGCGCACCAUGAUGGUUGCGACUUAAAGAGUGAUGAUGGUUUAAUUCAGGUGAUCUAUCUUCCACCCAACGUCACCAGUGAAUGCCAACCGAUGGAUCAGGCGGUAAUUAAUGCCAUCAAGACGCGAUAUAAGAGGAAGCUCAUGUUGAAACUAGUCUUGGAAGAUGAACACUUGUCAUUCGAUCAACGUCUAAAAAACAUUUAAUUGAAAAUGUGUUUGGAUUGGCUGGCCAGCUCAUGGGAGGAAAUAAGUUCUUCCACAAUAAGAAACUCGUGGAAUAAACUGAUUGACGAGUUUCCAGGAU
Molecule: messenger RNA, 1048 nt
Organism: Ochlerotatus camptorhynchus
Lineage: Eukaryota; Metazoa; Arthropoda; Insecta; Diptera; Culicidae
Product: tigger transposable element-derived protein 2-like
Exons: 2
Coding region: 1-948 (315 amino acids)
Cellular component (GO): nucleus
Molecular function (GO): DNA binding
Source: RefSeq, a predicted model, not a curated record